AUGCUGAUAUCAGAAAAUAAUCCUCAAGUGACUACUGUGCUUUAUGAAACUCUUUGGUUCCGUUCGAACGCAUUUUGUGCCCGGUAUAAGUACCGAGGAUUCAAACAUGGUUGUGGUCAAGUUUUGAAUAAAACGGCCUACCUUCACGCUAAUCGCUCUGCAACAAACCACGGUCAUGAAUGGCGACAAGGUAGGAAGCUAAUAUUUCAUUCAAGGCUUCGACAAUCUUCACAAUGCAAUAACAAAGAUGUUGGUCAAGGCUUUGAAUGCCAGUUAUCAUUGGAAAAAGAACUGGUAAUUUGCAUACAGAAUUUAGCAAGACCCUCUCACAAAUACAGUCUCGCGCCACCGCCUCAGCCUCAGUUCCGUCAUGGGGGAAGAGUAGAGACCAAAAUGUACCCUCUGGCAUUCACGCAGCCAGGAAGCAACCCAAUAUUAGCACAAUCAGAGAGCCUUGGUGCUGUAAUAACAUAG
Messenger RNA from Lottia gigantea (owl limpet), 474 nucleotides. RefSeq lists its product as hypothetical. The transcript has 4 exons. Bases 1 to 474 code for a protein of 157 amino acids. The record is from RefSeq and is a predicted model, not a curated record. NCBI's taxonomy places the organism in Eukaryota, Metazoa, Mollusca, Gastropoda, Lottiidae.